GUCUGCAACCAGCUCGCUCGCGAGGGAGUCCACACUUGCGAUCAGGAAUUCUACUAUCUCGGAUCGAAACGGCCUGAAGGAGACACUGAAGUUUCUGCCGAGUCCUGACUCUGGUGAUUGAAUGUUUGGCGUUCCCUAUUCUCCUUAAUACUCCAGAGUAGCGAGGAUGUCAAAAUCCAAGAUCUUCACUCCCACGAAUCAAAUUCGACUCACGAAUGUCGCCAUCGUGCGAAUGAAGAAAUGCGGUACUCGAUUCGAGAUUGCCUGUUACAAGAACAAGGUUGUGUCGUGGAGGAACAAGGUCGAGCGGAAUCUGGACGAAGUCCUGCAGAUGCAAGUUGUCUACACGAACGUAUCGAAGGGUCAGGUCGCGAAGAAGGAGGAUCUUGUCAAAUGUUUCGGCACCGACGAUCAGACAAAGAUCUGCGAGGAAAUUCUAAGCAAGGGCGAGCUUCAGAUUUCUGAGAAGGAACGUCACACACAGCUGGAAUCAACAUUCAAAGACAUCGCGAACAUAGUGGCCGACAAGACCGUUAAUCCCGAGACCAAACGGCCGUAUCCUGUUUCGAUCAUUGAGAAAUCCAUGAAAGACAUACAUUUUUCCGUCAAGCCGAACAGAACGGCUAAACAGCAAGCCCUCGAAGUCAUCCGCGCUCUGGAAGAUACGAUCGACCUACAACGAACCCAGAUGACCCUUCACAUCGUAGUCGCCAAUGGAAAAGCACACAAAGACCGUCUGAGGGACCUCGUAACCGAGGUUGUGGAAGAAAAGAUCUCCGAGCGAGGAGACCUAGAAAUGACGUUCCUCACAGACCCGGGAAAUUUCCGUGCACUUGAUGACCUCAUCAAUAAAGAGACCAAGGGCAAAGGUUCCCUGGAAGUUGUAAGUCUGAACGAAGUCGCUGACGAUGACGAGGUGAUUGAAUAAAACUCUGAUUUCUCCCU
Molecule: messenger RNA, 945 nt
Organism: Galendromus occidentalis (western predatory mite)
Lineage: Eukaryota; Metazoa; Arthropoda; Arachnida; Mesostigmata; Phytoseiidae
Gene: Sbds
Product: SBDS ribosome maturation factor
Exons: 2
Coding region: 167-928 (253 amino acids)
Biological process (GO): ribosome biogenesis; cytosolic ribosome assembly
Source: RefSeq, a predicted model, not a curated record